UUAAAGCAGAAAACAGCCGCUCUAAGUCGGGAUGGGACAUGCCGAAUCUCGGGGUAUCUUGAUGCUGUCGAAGUCGCCCACAUCGUCCCGCGUGCAUCCGGCUACUGGUUUGAGUACAACUCGAUGGCAAGAUACGCUCGUCUCAGUGACGUUCCGCAACAGGUCGACGACGACCGGAACCUGAUCACGCUUCGUAGGGAUCUUCACUAUCUCUCUGAUCAACGCCGCUUCGCCUUUGUUGUCAAACAGCCGCGUGAGAAUGACUCGUUACAGGUUGUAACCCAUGUCCUCUGCGCGCAAGGCUCGACCGAGCUUAUCAGUUUGUAUCACAACCGCUUGCCUCAGCCACUCUCGGGGAUAUCAACAGAACUCUUGUUUGCACGGUUCGCAUGGUCCCUCUUCGAUAACAAAACCUUUCCCUUCCUCCAGGGCCUUCAGAGCUACAAGGUCCUCGUCUAUGAUCUCUCAACAUCUCAGUACUCUACCAAAGACCUCAAAGCGGGCAAGAUCCGGGACGUAGCUGUAUUGUUUCAAUCCUACCCCCAGAGCCGGAACCCAAGCCCCCGCAAGCGGACCAAUGAUGAAAUAUCCAAAGGCGACGCUGAUGCAGAG
Molecule: messenger RNA, 612 nt
Organism: Fusarium vanettenii 77-13-4
Lineage: Eukaryota; Fungi; Ascomycota; Sordariomycetes; Hypocreales; Nectriaceae
Exons: 2
Source: RefSeq, a predicted model, not a curated record